Spizellomyces punctatus DAOM BR117 is the source of this 855-nucleotide messenger RNA. RefSeq lists its product as uncharacterized. Gene Ontology annotation, cellular component: mitochondrion. Lineage: Eukaryota; Fungi; Chytridiomycota; Chytridiomycetes; Spizellomycetales; Spizellomycetaceae. Gene Ontology annotation, biological process: RNA methylation. Bases 1 to 855 code for a protein of 284 amino acids. Gene Ontology annotation, molecular function: rRNA (uridine-2'-O-ribose)-methyltransferase activity. The transcript is spliced from 4 exons. The record is from RefSeq and is a predicted model, not a curated record.
AUGCCAACACCGUCUGUAGGCAAGCGUAAUCAUUCCGCUCUUGAGCAAGAAGCUAAUGCUGCGAUAUUUCGGGCUGCAGCACCACACAUUCCGCUCUGUAGCAAAACAUGCGAUGACAGCGAUAUUUCAGCGGGCAGCACAAAACAAUGGCAUGCUCGACAAUCCCGUGACAUGUACGUAAAACAGCGUGCACAGGAUGGAUACCGUAGUCGAGCGGCCUACAAACUGGAAGAGGUUCAAAAGCGGUUUGGAUUAAUUCGAAAGGGAAUGGUUGUAUUGGAUUUGGGGGGAUGUCCUGGUGGAUGGGCACAGGUCGCUGUAAAAUAUGCCAUUAGAAAGGAUACAGGUGGGACACGCUUGUCGUCGACGGAUAGGGACCAGACGGUUUCCAUUCGACCCAAAUCACAAGGAAAGGUCAUUUCCAUCGAUCUCUUGCCUAUUGAUCCGAUACCAAAUGUUCAAAUUUUGACUGGAGACAUGUGCGAUCCAAUGAUCCUCGACAAGGUCUGCACUUUGGUUCACGGCAGUCAAGAUGCACCAAACCGUACGGACCAGGAUGCGGUGGAUGUUGUUUUAUCUGAUAUGGCGCAUCCGUUUACUGGAUCCCGAACUGCGGAUGUGGCCAGGGUGUUUGAGCUCUGUCAAGUUGCACUGCGGGUUGCCGAGACACCUGGGAUAUUGAAGAGAGGAGGUGGAUUUGUAUGCAAGUUUUUUCAAGGAGAGGGUGAACAAGAGUUGAGAACAGAGCUGAAAGCCAAAUUUGAUCGUGUGGUAUAUGAAAAGCCCAACGCUAGUCGGAAAGCGUCUGCGGAGGGCUAUCUAAUUUGUUUAGGCUAUAAAGGCCGGACGACGUAA